AUGGCUCUUUACGUUGAUGAAGAAGAGAUAUGGAAAUGUCCAAAGCACCCUUCCAAGCGUCGCCGAACCGGAAUCUGCCACGUGUGCCUCCGCGAACGUCUCUCCUCUCUCUGCCCUGACUGCGCUAACGCGCGCCCCUGCGCUUGCUACCCCACCACGGCGUCCUCCUCCUCCGCCUCCUCUUCGUCCUCCUCCUCCUUCCAUUGCUUAUCCUCCGCAGCCGGAAUCGGAAGGGUCGGCCGUGUCUCCAACUUAAUGGAGAGCGAACCUGCUUUUCGUCGCUCUAGAUCCGUAGCUGUCCCAUUUCUCCGGUCAAAGCCAUCUGCUGACCAUAGUUAUAACAGUCACAAAACGUCCUCGUCGUUCUGGUCAUUGUUCAAGGGAGGGCAUGGUAACAGGAGCAUGAGAGAGGAGGUUGAACGACGACACGUGGUCAUUUUGAAAGAGGAGGAGGAGGAAUCGGCAAGGAAAGUAAAUGAAGAUCAGGAGAGGAGGAGGAUGAUGAGGAAGUCAAGAUCGGUGGCGGUGACGUCAGAUUCGAGAGGCAGUGACGUCAUGAGAUCAUCGAAGGGAGGAAAGGGAUGGUAUUUCCCUAGUCCGAUCAAGGUUUUUAAGCAAUCAAUUUCGAGGGGGAUUUUGGCACAUGAAAGGUCGCCUUUGUAUAGAGGUUGA
This is a messenger RNA of Dovyalis caffra, 672 nucleotides long. Lineage: Eukaryota; Viridiplantae; Streptophyta; Magnoliopsida; Malpighiales; Salicaceae. The record is from the annotation of a GenBank genome assembly.